This is a messenger RNA of Nezara viridula (southern green stink bug), 333 nucleotides long. The record is from the annotation of a GenBank genome assembly. NCBI's taxonomy places the organism in Eukaryota, Metazoa, Arthropoda, Insecta, Hemiptera, Pentatomidae.
AUGGAUACCUUUACGUUUUCCCUCCUUUUGAUCCCUAACAUACUCCUUAAAAGUUUCCCUGUUCUGCAGCUACCUCAACCUGAAGACAAGCCGCUACAGAGUUGGGAAGAUAAGGGAGAACCUAUAAAGCCAACAAAUUUAUACGUCAGCCAGAAAAAAGCACAAGAUAAAACAAUAACAAAAAGGCCCUCGGACAUACAGACAGAGCCCCAAGCGCAGCUACAAACAAAGGGACUGCUUGCGUCAGAACCGGUUUCUUGUGCGGUCGUCGACUCUGCGCCAGCCGGAGGUUCACUGGCCACUUUUGGCGCAGGCCUUGCCGCUCUCCCCUAG